Molecule: messenger RNA, 4244 nt
Organism: Cyprinodon variegatus (sheepshead minnow)
Lineage: Eukaryota; Metazoa; Chordata; Actinopteri; Cyprinodontiformes; Cyprinodontidae
Gene: tril
Product: TLR4 interactor with leucine-rich repeats
Exons: 1
Coding region: 231-2696 (821 amino acids)
Cellular component (GO): extracellular matrix
Molecular function (GO): protein binding
Source: RefSeq, a predicted model, not a curated record
GCAUGUAAGUGUGUUCUGUAAUUCGCAGCAGAUGACCACUUGGGGGGAUGGAGGAUGCAUUCAGAAGGUGAGCGGCACCAGAGAGCUUUAGAUGAAUUGAGCUGCUGUCCUGAUCCAGAUGAAGCAACGCGUCUGAGGUGCUGAUCACUUUUUGGAUCGCGCUGGGAGUUAUGGAGGGGUCGCUCUGCAGCGUGACAGAGAAGAGGGGCGCCUACACCUGAGCAACGAACAUGGAAAAGGGGAGCAGUGGUUCCCUGGUGGUGAUAUGCCUUUUCCUGCUGUCGUUCACUGGCUUUUCAUCUUCCUCUCCGGUGUUGGACUUUUGUCCUGAAGGCUGCGACUGCGCGCAUUCAAGGCACCUUGCGUGCGCGAAUCGCGGCUUACGCACGGUGCCCAAAACAGCCGCGGAACCAUCAGAUGAUGCGCUGAUCUUCAGCCUCGGGGGUAACUUUAUCACCAACAUCUCUGCUUCAGAUUUCUCGCGGUACUCUAGGCUUGUGAGGUUGAAUUUACAGUAUAAUCAAAUAGCAAUCAUUCACCCAAAGGCAUUCGAGAAACUAUCCAGGCUGGAGGAGCUUUACUUGGGACAUAAUCUUUUAACAGCUUUACCUGCUGGAAGCUUACAGCACCUAAAAAAACUAUCCACUUUCUAUGGCAACAACAACCACAUUAAGAAAAUCACCCCAGAUAACUUUCUGAACUUGGAUAAGCUGGUCAAACUGCGCCUGGAUGGUAACUCUUUAGAGGUUUUGCCAGAUUCUGUUUUCAAAGGUUUGACCAGCCUCCAGUAUCUUCACCUGGAACAUAACAAAGUUCAACACAUCCACAGAAACGCUUUCUCCAAACUGACCAACCUGCGCUUUCUAAACCUGGCCCACAACAAGCAGUCAGCCCUAACAAGCGUUCUGACCUUCUCCCCCCUCAGAGCCCUGACCACUCUGCUGCUCUCUGAAAAUGAAAUCCAGCAUGCUGGAAAUCACAUCUUCCAAAACCUGAAAAAGCUGGCCAAGCUUUCCCUCAGCAACAACAGGAUUUCACAUAUGGAUAGAGAUGCUCUGAAAGGGCUGUCAAGCCUCAGGGAGUUUCUGAUUGAUGGCAAUGAGCUGGAGGAAAUCAAUGCUGGAUGGCUUGAUCCUUUGAAGAGGGUGGAAGUCCUGGACUUGAGUCACAACCGGAUUUCCAGCGUGGAUUCUUUGGCCUUUUCGAAAUUAAAAUACUUAAAAGUGCUAAGGUUAAAAAACAACUUUCUCACCAGUCUGUCAGGUGAGAUUUUUGCCUUCAACAAUGUCCUCCAGGACAUCGAUCUCCAUGGCAACAACUGGACCUGCGACUGUCGCCUUGAAGAUUUGAAGAAAUGGAUGACUUCUGCUCAUUCCCAGAGCAGGCUGUUGACUGUAUUUGUGCAAUGCCAUUAUCCUGAAAUCCUGAGGGGGGUAUAUCUGGACUAUGUGAACAGCUCCCAGCUGCAGCCCGGCUGGAACCAUUCCUGCAAGAGUGGAGCUGGGCCUGCAGAGAGUCAGGGAGGAGGCCCACAAAAGAAGUUUGAUAGAAAAGGAGAAAAGUUGGAUGGUGAGAGGAGAGGUAAAGAGGAUCAAAUGGAGCUGGGAGAAAGAAAUAAAACAGAGCUGGAGGAAAGAGAAGUUUCGAGAAAUUUUAAGAGGGGUGGUAUAAUGAUGAGGGAGGAAAGGGAGGGAAAGAAAAAAAGUGGCCAGAAAGAGGCAGAAAUCCAAGGAGACCAAGGGAGCCUGGAGGCAGAAGAACCUUCUAUCCUGAAAGAAAAAAAAACAAAGAAAGAGUCCCGAUCUGCUGCAGAGGCUGGUAAACGUCCCAGAGACAGGCACAGGUCAAAUGUUAUCCCUAGAAUGGAUUCAUUAGUAACCUCCAAACCGAGUCAUCCAGCAAACACCAAUACCAGCUCUGUGGUCCAGUCAGGAGAAAAGUUUGAUCUCCUAAGGUCGGAUUCAGAGCGAGCUCUGCCUGUUAUAUCGGAUCCUUGUUUCUUCAACCGACAUUUCAUCACCAAUGUUUCAGUGGAUCAGGUGACGUCCAGCACUGUUACCGUCUCCUGGAUGAGCAGGAAUCAUCAUCGCUACACACCAGGGCCGAAACCAGGCCUACAUGAAGUACAUUAUCGGAUUCUGUUUGACAGGUUUGGCGUUCCAGAACGUUUCCCUCGCUACGUCUACGCCAAAUCUGAUUCUCGCUCUGUAACUCUGCGGGAACUCACCUCAGGUGUGACCUAUGUGGUCUGCGUGGAAGGAGUGGUCGGUGGGUCAGUGUGCCAGGUGGCACCCCGUGACCACUGUGUAGGGGUGGUCACCCUUCCUGAGGAGAACAGCCAGCAUGGCAGUGCUUCACUAACCUCUGACCUCCAGCUGGUUACUGUGGUGACACUGGUGGGGAAUGCUAUCCUGCUCCUGGCCAUCAGUGGGUUGUGGCUUGGGCGGAGGCUCAGGAGGAGGCUGCGGAGGAGGAAGUCAGCCGUUCACGUGCGCCACAUGUACUCCACCAGGAGGCCGUUCCGUCCCACAGCAGCAGCAGCUUCUGCCUCCACAGACUUCACCAGCUUCCAGAGCAGCCGAGCGGCUCGGCUUUCUCCUCUGGAGGAAGGAGACCUGAUUGAGUUCCCUUGCGACCGAUUUUUAGACAACUGUGGUGUUCGCAGAGACAGUGAUAUGCAGAGAUUCUCUGACUAAGAAAAAAGUAACUAAAGAUAUGUGAAUCUGACUAAGUUGAAUAUUUUGAAAUCCUAAAAUACCAGUUUACGACUGUAGGUUAGGUUUUGGAUGAAAAAAAAGCUCACAACAUAUUUCACCUGUAGAACAGCUGAGCUCAUGAUGAUCAUUCCAGACUCCAGAGGGAGUCCAAGUUCCUCAGACUUCCCUUUUCCUUAACAAGGCCCUUCCCCCUUUCAUUUGAAACCUGUGAAUGUCUCUGAAUAUGUGAUAUUGUUAUGCGAGUGGAUGUGUGCACACAUUGAAUGUUGUACCACUGAUUUCAGUAAUGGUGCUAAUAACCAAUUCAAAGACAUCAUAUUGUCUCAUUUUUGUACAGAAUGUCACGAAGGCUGCUGGUUGGCAGAAAUGUAUGUACUGGUUGUAUUAUUAUUACUUUUUUAUACCUUUUUUAAAGGCAAUCAUGUCAUUUUAUAUUACUCCCAAACAUAAAAUCACAAUGAAAUCAUCUCUCAAUUGUGCAUAAACUGCUUUCUGGUAGUAAAUGUCCCCAACAAUGUGACUUAAUUGUCAUUGAAGUGUUUGUGGAAGAUUUAGUUAAGUAAGGUAUGCAUUGUGUCUGUUAGUGUUAUAUGUAUUGUUUUAUUUGGUGUAUUUCUCUCAUUUUACACUCAAUGUCAUCAUUAUACAUCAAAGCAUAUUAGAUACAUUUUAAGGUUUUCACAGAUGAAGCGUAAAACAAUAAACCUGCAGCUUUAAAGGAAAUAUGAACUGUCUCUGAGACUCGUAUUGCUAAAUGUGCUAAAUGUAAGGUCUGGCAAUGUUUAGUCUGUGUUUGAGUCAGUAGGGUGUAGUAUCUCCAGCAUUUUAUGCCAGAGAAAAACAAAAAAAAGUGCAAAUCCAAGGAUAUGUGCAAAGAAUAUUUUUUAAUAGCACCUGAACAUUAUGAAGUCAAUUAUUAAGGCUUGUCAUAACUAAUUCCAAUUUUGCUCACUCUUAACUACUGUUUUAAACAUGUAUAUUUAUAUAGUUUAAUAUGAGUUAUGUUAAAAAAUAAACUAAAAAAAAAAAUAACAUUUUAAAAGUCUGUGUGGUGAUAUAUAAAGAAAUAUUUAUGAGGGCAUGUAGGAAAAACCUAAUAAAGCUUUGAUCUGUGUUUAAACGCGAUUUUACACCAGAAUGGUCACUAGGGGGCAGUAUAGACCACAAAGUUUAUUUAGGCCUUAGACAUUCUGUUUAAUUCCCCUCCAAAACAAGCAACCAUUAGGAAAAAUUCCUCUUUUUUCAUUAAUGAAAAAGAACAUAAGACUAUGAAGAUGACAGAAUAAUAUUUUUUUAUUUUAGUAUGAGAUUUACAGCCAUACUCCAUGUCUUUACAGUACAAAAUGUUAAAUUGAAACACAAAUGAUCUGAGUAGGAUUUAAACAUGAAGUGCAGUCUGUAGAUAUUUAGUGACAAUUUCAUCAUAUAAAAAGUGCCUUUCGUGAAACCCUGUUUUCGAUCUUUCUUUCCUUUUAUAUGGCUCUGUAACACAGAUUUCAGGUUGACCGAUUUUAUUUACAAGAAUAU